Molecule: messenger RNA, 1250 nt
Organism: Suillus discolor
Lineage: Eukaryota; Fungi; Basidiomycota; Agaricomycetes; Boletales; Suillaceae
Exons: 4
Coding region: 330-965 (211 amino acids)
Source: RefSeq, a predicted model, not a curated record
GCAUCAUACCCCGUGCCGCACCCUUCAAGGGAUUCUGGUCAUAUGAAUCUCAGUCGCCAUGAUUCCAGUACUCGGGGAGACUUUCAUGUGGGUCCCAUCGAUCUUGGUGUGUGCCAGCGUCUUUUCCCCAUUGUUCACUCCCUGCAGCACCUGCAGCCGAUGAGAGUUCGAACGUUCGCUGUUCAAGUUGGAGGUCAAGCCAGGCGGCCUGGAGUAUCGCAUUUGCUUCCUCUUCAGCAAGGACCCGAAAGGCUGAAGAUGAUCUCCAACUACAACCGGGAAUUUAUGGGCAAACAGGUGACGGACUUGGACGUGCGGGGUGGACAGGCAUGUUUCGAAGGACGAGAAUUGGCCAUCAAACGCCGAUAAUACGGCAUCGUCUAACUCUUUGGCUAUCUAUCAUGUUGCAACUCCAGGCACCUACAUCACAAUGGCAAUGGGCACUGCGUCACGACGAAACUAUAGCAUCCCUGAUACUCACCAUAACCAACCGCGCCUGCUCCCUCGCCCUCCGUAUCUCAAACUCAGGUUCUGUCCCAUCGAGCUGCGCGUACGACGGCCGAGGGCCGUUUCGAAGCUCGUACAUGGAUUACGCGUGGUAUCUACGAGUAUCACAUCAACGCACAACGACCCUAAAACAAGGAACAUGCCCAAGCCCGUCAGCCUUAUCUUCUCCUACUCCGCAUUCCUCUUCACCUGCUCUCCCGGCUUCAAAACAGGAUCAGCCUGUGGCUAGUAAAUCCCAGGUGCAAGCCUCAUGCUCACCUGUAGCUGCUCCCCCGGCUCCCAAGCCGCGUCAGGCAGUGGCUAGUAAGUCCCAGGUGCAAGCCCCAUGCUCACCUGCAGCUGCUCUCUCGACUUCGAAGUCGCAUCCCGUUCACACAGCACCAUCCGAGGCAUCUACGCCACUUCCCCGCAAGAAACAGAAGAAGCCCACUUACGGAAUCCGAAGCGGAGGAAGUUGAGACUCCAGUUCGAAGAUCGCCCCGAAAAGCUUCAACCCAAGACCGCUAAAUCCACUAGCGCACCGAAGAAAGGAGGGGAUGAAAAUGAUCUGAUGUGUCUUUCUCGUCCGUCCGUCUCAUUUGCAAUAUUCAAGCCGCUGUCCACUCGUCGCAUGUUUCACUCUUGUCGUCGUCCCACCUCUCAUUCGCAAUUCGCAUUUAAAAGGGCCCCGCCUAUUACGAUACCGAAUCGUCGGGCGAGAUACCCCAAAAUGCUACUGGACUGUGCAGCCUUCUCAUUCGACA